Purpureocillium takamizusanense is the source of this 2084-nucleotide messenger RNA. RefSeq names its product GTP-binding protein rbg1, variant 3 (gene RBG1). Gene Ontology annotation, biological process: cytoplasmic translation. Gene Ontology annotation, molecular function: GTP binding; GTPase activity. The transcript has 6 exons. Bases 141 to 1232 code for a protein of 363 amino acids. NCBI's taxonomy places the organism in Eukaryota, Fungi, Ascomycota, Sordariomycetes, Hypocreales, Ophiocordycipitaceae. The record is from RefSeq and is a predicted model, not a curated record. Gene Ontology annotation, cellular component: cytoplasm.
AUCAUCACCACCACCACCGACGUACCGAUCGACCCAGGAGACGUCGCACGCUCUCCCGCUCACCCUUAUCACGCCAGAGAGAAACCCAUUUAGACGCCUCCCAACAGUGCCGAGAGCCGUGCCUCUCUCAGCCGCCCAGCAUGUCGACUACCGUGGAAAAGAUCAAACAAAUCGAAGAUGAGAUGGCCAGGACGCAAAAGAACAAGGCCACGUCUUUUCAUCUGGGACAGCUCAAAGCCAAGCUCGCUAAGCUGAAGCGCGAGCUUCUGACGCCGAGCGGCGGCGGCGGCGGCGGCGGUGCGGGCUUCGACGUGGCGCGGACGGGUGUUGCCAGUAUAGGCUUCAUCGGCUUCCCGUCGGUGGGCAAGAGCACGCUCAUGAGCAAGCUGACGGGCCAGCACUCCGAGGCGGCGGCAUACGAGUUCACGACGCUAACGAGCGUGCCGGGGCAAGUCGUAUAUAAUGGCGCACCGCUACAAAUUAUUGACUUACCCGGCAUCAUCGAGGGAGCCAAGGACGGUCGCGGCCGUGGCCGGCAGGUCAUCGCCGUGGCCAAAACGUGUCACCUCAUCUUCAUCGUGCUCGACGUCAACAAGCCCCUGACGGACAAGCGCGUCAUCGAGUCUGAGCUGGAGGGCUUCGGAAUCAGAAUCAACAAGUCGCCGCCCAACAUUACUUUCAGAAAGAAGGAUAAGGGCGGCCUCAACGUCACGAGCACUGUCCCCCUGACACAUAUCGACCAUGACGAGAUCAAGGCCGUCAUGAGCGAGUACCGUAUCAACUCGGCCGAUAUUACGAUCCGAUGCGACGCGACUGUCGACGACUUGAUCGACGUGCUGGAGGCAAAGAGCCGGAGUUACAUACCCGUCGUCUACUGCCUCAACAAGAUCGACUCCAUCAGCAUCGAGGAGCUGGAUCUUCUGUAUCGCAUCCCCAACGCCGUGCCCAUCAGCUCGGAACACGGCUGGAAUAUUGAUGAGCUCAUGGAGGCCAUGUGGGACAAGCUGAGCUUGAAGCGUGUGUACACCAAGCCCAAAGGCAAGGCGCCCGACUAUUCUGCGCCUGUGGUACUUCGGGCCACAAGGUGCACGGUAGAGGAUUUUUGUAACGCCAUCCACCGGAGCAUUGUGGAGCAAUUCAAGACGGCCAUUGUGUACGGCAAGUCAGUCAAGCACCAGCCCCAAAGGGUUGGCCUAGCACACGAGCUGGAGGAUGAGGAUGUUGGUGAGUGAUCCAUGCUUGAUGCCCGCUCCGCAUGCUGCGUACCCCUGAAGAAGUGGCAAGAACAUACAUAUGCGGCGCGACAGAUGCGCGGGCCGCGAUGAGGGGGGGGGGGGGGGGGUUCCCGUCCUCCCCUGAUACCUUACCGGCCGCUUGCGCGCGCGCUACCGUUCAAUUCAACCGCUGCAGCAGCGCCGCCGUGUGGUCGCGCCGCGGCAGCUCCCCUGCUUUUCAGCUCCUGGACACGGCCAAGAUGACGACAACGCUAACCCUCAGUAGUGACCAUUGUCAAAAGAUGAUUACAUGGAGGUGAGCCAUGGUGGGGGACUCCGCUGGACCAUUGGGCGAGGCCGGGCUGGGGAAAGAUUGUGACCACAGUGGUGCUGCGUCGGGAUGCAUCGAAGCCCGACCGUUGGCUGUGUGCCUGAAGGACUCGACCGGUGGCGAUCUCGCUGUUGGGGUUCGUCAGAUGCGAUGGCGUUCGGCAGCCUGGUUUGUCUGGACUACCCGCCUGCCUUCUGACGGGGCACUGGUCAAUUGCGGCAGACGGCCCAAAAGAAGGGCGGCAGCGUGGCGGCAUUUCGCCGACGGCCCACGCGAUGGCGCGAGCCGUUGCGGCCGACCUCGACGGGGGAUCCCAGUAUCUUUGGACUAUUGUGGCACGCAGUACCACAUUGGCGACAAUGUGGCAAUUGCAGCGAGGGUCGACGACAGCGAUCCCGGCGGGCAACGUACCUGACAAGGACCAGGACGGGCGGGUCCGGAUCCAGGACCGAGGGAAGGCUAGCAUGGAGGCCGAUUGAUUGAUACGUAGACGGAUAAUGCCAACCUUCCAAUGGGCCGGCCUCCCAUGUCUUGACGCU